Messenger RNA from Penicillium expansum, 345 nucleotides. RefSeq lists its product as uncharacterized. The record is from RefSeq and is a predicted model, not a curated record. NCBI's taxonomy places the organism in Eukaryota, Fungi, Ascomycota, Eurotiomycetes, Eurotiales, Aspergillaceae. The transcript has a single exon. Bases 1 to 345 code for a protein of 114 amino acids.
AUGACGUCCAACUACGAGGUCAGGCUCUUGCUCGACCCGGAUGCGGUGCUCAGCUUUAAACUCGAGCUAGCAGACACUGUCCUAUCGACUUUUCAUGUGGCCUCAACCACCAAGAUGAAUGUCCAGUUCCUGGACACGUGCUCCAAGGAUAUCUAUACAGCCGGCUGGAGCACUCGUAUACGCAAGGCCGAAAAUGAUGACUUGGAGCUGACGUAUAAGAAGCGGUAUGCCACAUUGCCCGUCCACAGCGGGCGGUGGGCUAUUUGGGUUUUCGAGUGCCCGUCCUUAACGCCCACCGCCCGCGGGCAUGCCCACUAUGCCUACCGUUAUAUAAAGUUGUCUUAA